AUCCCUCUUGACCUCGUUCUAUCUCACUCUCUUUUCUUUUUUUCUGGGGUUUCACUUUACUUACUUUCUGUCGUGCUUGACAAGAAGCAUUGAAUUGUCACACUUCCCUGUGUGGAGGCGAGCUAAUAAUUAUCAGAGCUCAGUCUGAACAAUCACUCGAGCAACAUCACAUCAGGUCACUCAAUACACACGAUGGCUCGAGGAACCCGGCUGGACGGUCAGUCCAAGCCUUUUGCUUGGACUACUAUCCUUUACCUUUUGUUAGUUUUUAUUGCUCCUCUUGCACUUUUGGGAACUGCCCAUGCGUCAGAAGAGCAAAAUGUCACAGAAAACUAUGGCACUGUCAUCGGUAUCGAUUUGGGAACUACAUACUCCUGUGUCGGUGUCAUGCAAAAUGGCAAGGUCGAGAUUCUCGUCAACGACCAAGGAAACCGUAUCACUCCCUCAUACGUGGCAUUUACCGAUGAAGAACGUUUGAUUGGUGACGCCGCUAAGAAUCAAUACGCAUCGAACCCUGAGCGGACCAUCUUCGACAUUAAGCGUUUGAUCGGUCGCAAGUAUGAUGACAAGGACGUUCAGAAGGACAUCAAGAAUUUCCCUUUCAAGGUCGCCAACCAAGGCGGCAAACCAGUUGUUAAGGUCGAUGUCAAUAAGACCUCCAAGACUUUCACUCCCGAGGAAGUUUCCGCUAUGGUCUUGAGCAAGAUGCGUGAGAUCGCUGAAGGUUACCUUGGAAAGUCUGUCACCCACGCUGUCGUUACUGUUCCUGCCUACUUCAAUGACGCCCAACGUCAGGCCACCAAGGACGCCGGUACUAUUGCUGGCUUGAACGUCCUGCGUGUGGUUAAUGAACCCACCGCCGCCGCUAUCGCCUACGGUCUGGACAAGACUGGUGAUGAGCGUCAGAUCAUUGUCUACGAUCUCGGUGGUGGUACUUUCGAUGUUUCACUCCUCUCUAUCGACAACGGUGUCUUCGAGGUCUUGGCUACCGCUGGUGAUACUCACCUGGGUGGUGAGGACUUUGACCACCGUGUCAUGGACCACUUCGUCAAGCUUUACAACAAAAAGAACGAUGUUGAUAUCACCAAGGACUUGAAGACCAUGGGUAAAUUGAAGCGCGAGGUCGAGAAGGCUAAGCGUACUUUGUCUUCUCAAAUGUCCACCCGUAUCGAAAUUGAAGCCUUCCACGAGGGCAAGGACUUCUCUGAGACUCUCACCCGUGCCAAGUUCGAAGAACUGAACAUGGAUUUGUUCAAACGCACCCUUAAGCCUGUUGAGCAGGUUCUCAAGGAUGCCAAGGUCAAGAAGGCCGACAUUAGCGACAUUGUCUUGGUUGGUGGUUCUACCCGUAUUCCCAAGGUCCAGGCCCUCCUCGAGGAGUUCUUCAACGGUAAGAAGGCCAGCAAGGGUAUCAACCCUGAUGAGGCUGUCGCUUUCGGUGCCGCCGUCCAGGGUGGCGUCCUCUCCGGUGAAGAAGGAACUGGCGACGUUGUUCUCAUGGAUGUCAACCCUCUUACCUUGGGUAUUGAAACCACUGGUGGUGUUAUGACCAAGUUGAUCCCACGUAACACCGUUAUCCCCACCCGCAAGUCUCAGAUUUUCUCUACCGCCGCCGACAACCAACCUACCGUCUUGAUCCAGGUUUUUGAGGGAGAACGUUCUAUGACCAAGGACAACAACCUUCUUGGCAAAUUCGAGCUUACUGGAAUUCCUCCCGCUCCUCGUGGUGUUCCUCAAAUUGAGGUCUCUUUCGACCUCGACGCUAACGGUAUUCUCAAGGUCAGCGCUGCUGACAAGGGAACUGGCAAGGCUGAGUCGAUCACCAUCACCAACGACAAGGGUCGUCUUACCCAGGAGGAGAUUGACCGUAUGGUUGCUGAGGCUGAGCAAUUCGCUGAGGAAGACAAGGCAGCACGUGGCAAGAUUGAAGCCCGUAACGCUCUUGAGAACUACGCAUUCAGCUUGAAGAACCAAGUCAACGAUGAAGAAGGCCUUGGUGGCAAACUUGAUGAGGAAGACAAGGAUACCAUUCUUGAGGCCGUCAAGGAAGCCACCGACUGGCUCGAUGAGAACGGUGCCAGUGCCACCAUGGAAGAUUUUGAGGAGCAACGCGAGAAAUUGUCCAGUGUGGCCUACCCCAUUACCAGCAAGCUUUAUGGCGCUGGUGCUGGUGGUGCUAGCUACGAGGAUGAUGAGCCUGUAGGCCACGACGAGCUAUAGGCUUUGUUUGUUUCAAGAAAAUAACGGCAAAUUGGGAGUUUUGAGUUUUUUGUUUUUGUCAAGUUGUGCAUAUGAUUCACCCUUGUAUUUUAACGGUUGAUUGUUUUUAGACGGCAAUCAGAGUGAUACCUUGAAAGAUUCUAUACGAAAUCAUAUAUCCAUUCUAUGCUUUUGUUCACGUACUACCUAAUUCUUACCCAGAAACUGCUUGAUAACCUCAACAAUGACCUGAUGAUCAUGUUCCUGCUUCAGUCCGCUGACAACCACAACACCAACAACCUGAUCUACAUUAGCCACUCGAAUCGGAAAACCACCACCGUGAAUAGCAUAAUCAUCCGGCACACCUCCAGGCACAGAACUCUUCAACCCCCUCCCUUGCGCAAACAGUGCCUCAACGUUUUGCCCCGGAGUACUCGAAGCCAAAAACUUCUGUCUAAACGCCCAGGUACUCGAACCAAAUCUCAAGACAGUAUUCCGUUUCCUACGCACCCAUUCCUCAUUAUCAGGUGUUGUGCCGCUUUCAGUCACGGAUUGGAAGAGGAUAUGGUUCCCGUUUGAGGUUGAGAUUGAUAUUACGGCUGGUUUGCGCUGGGUGCUGGGUAGGGAGAGGAUGCGGUUGCGUAGGGCGAUACCGAGGUCGAAGGCGACUGAGGCGUUGAAUGUGGGAAAUGUGUAUGAACAUUC
Talaromyces stipitatus ATCC 10500 is the source of this 2904-nucleotide messenger RNA. Its product is annotated as Hsp70 chaperone BiP/Kar2, putative. The record is from RefSeq and is a predicted model, not a curated record. NCBI's taxonomy places the organism in Eukaryota, Fungi, Ascomycota, Eurotiomycetes, Eurotiales, Trichocomaceae. Gene Ontology annotation, molecular function: ATP hydrolysis activity; heat shock protein binding; ATP-dependent protein folding chaperone. Gene Ontology annotation, cellular component: membrane; endoplasmic reticulum lumen; cytoplasm. The transcript has 4 exons. Gene Ontology annotation, biological process: protein refolding; endoplasmic reticulum unfolded protein response; cellular response to unfolded protein. The coding region runs from base 193 to 2220 and encodes 675 amino acids.